Messenger RNA from Trichophyton rubrum CBS 118892, 426 nucleotides. RefSeq lists its product as uncharacterized. The transcript has a single exon. The record is from RefSeq and is a predicted model, not a curated record. Gene Ontology annotation, cellular component: cytosol. Gene Ontology annotation, molecular function: cytidine deaminase activity; zinc ion binding. The coding region runs from base 1 to 426 and encodes 141 amino acids. Lineage: Eukaryota; Fungi; Ascomycota; Eurotiomycetes; Onygenales; Arthrodermataceae.
AUGGCUACCAUCUACUCUCAUCUUUCCAAGGCAGAGCAGAACCUCAUCGAGGUGGCAACCAAGACUAUAGAGGCCAUCCCAGUAUCCGAAGAUUACAGCGUCGGUAGUGCUGCGCUCGCAGAAGACGGCCGUAUAUUCACCGGCAUCAAUGUCUAUCACUUUACCGGCGGGCCUUGCGCUGAGCUCGUUGUCCUGGGAGUCGCUGCUAUGGCCGGGCCGCCCAAACUCACACACAUCGUCGCCGUAGGAAACCAAGGGCGAAUGAUUCUCAGUCCAUGUGGCCGCUGCAGACAGGUCUUGGGCGACUUGCAUCCAGAUAUCAAGGCGAUAGUACGGGUUGCUGAUGGGUCAGUCAGGGUCGAGAAGGUGCAGGAUUUGCUGCCGGCGAGAUAUGUCAUACCGGACACCACCGUUGAGAGCAUUUAG